AUGAGCGAUAUAAACGAGACUGGCCUUAACAGUGCGGAAACCUCAUCGCAUGCUGAACCGGCUCCUAGCAAUGUCAACGAAGUUAUGGCAUCAGAGCCAACCGAGGUUCCAUCCGCAAUGGAUGUUGACCAAGAGCCAACCGUUGUGAUACCAUCGGAAAAACAAGCGUCAUCCAGAGAUAAUGAUCAAGAUGACGGGUUAGAGAAACGGAGAAGGCGGUCCACGCGGGAUAUCAAACGACCGAAAUUCGACGACGAGUUGGUGGAUAGUGGGGUAUCGAAGUUAUUAUCUCCUAGGAAACGAGUUAGUGGCGAGCGUGCAAUGCACUCUCCAUCAAUGAAUACAUCUGAGAAUCUUGCUUCGAAAUGUCGUAGUUGGUCGUCUACCAUGGAGCCCUUGUCAAGUUCUGCCUUGCAGGAAGCCAGGAGUGAAGAGAAGAACGUUUUCUUGCAACCUCAACCAACUGGAAAAGAAGAGUCUGCGAAGCCUUCAAGCCUUUCUGCUCCUCAUGCGAAACAUGUUCAUUCGCUGCGACGAAGACCCACCCAAAGUGUAGAAGAUCGUCUAGCUAUGGAAGAGGACGAAGAAACAACGAAGCAGGAGAAACGAAGACGAGAAGCGAGGAUUGCAAAUAAGGAUAUUAGGUGCAAGGAGUUAGCGGCUGCUACCGAAGCUGCUGAUGGUAUGACUUCUGCUGAACUAAGACGAUGGACAGCUGCCGAUGAUGUGGCGCUAGUGCACGAUUUACGAGCGGCCUAUGGUAGCAUAAAAUUCAGCCGUCCAUACUCACUGGAAGACAUAGAGGAGAGGUGGUACCAGCUUAUGUACGAUGACACUCUUUCACGACAAGCGAAGAAAAGAAUGAAUGAGUUGCCUGUUGAGGAGAUUUUGCGAAUUCAGUCUCGCACCGCUUUUACUGUGAGAGAAGAGGACUUAUUGCGUGGACUUGACAUUGGAGCUAAUUCUUGUCCUGACCGUACGAUGAUGGAGGAUUUAAUAAAAAAGUAUCCAGAAGAUUUCCACUCUGCUCGCACUCCUCAGUCGUUGCUAGAUCAUUGGCAUAUCCUCAACUCAUAUGGUAUUCUGGCGCCAGGACCACAGUCAGCGAUGUUGGACUGGGAAAUGCUGGAGCGGACAUAUGACCUCACAGGACGAGUGAAUUUUGAUGAGACGAGGGCGCUGAAUGCGGCGGCCGCGUGCGAUGCUCGUGAACGUGAAUAUGCCCGAGUGGUCGUGCAGCCCGUAACGGGCAUUUGUAGCCCAGCCGCCGACGUCCGGGCAACGUUACGUGGACGAGUUGUCCGUUACCUUGUCCGGACAGAUCGAGUGGUGCUUGGACGCAGCACACCGCGUGAUCCCGUUGACCUGGAUCUUGCGUUAGAAGGUCCUGCAGAAAAAGUUUCGAGACGACAAGCGAUCAUUGCCCGAGAUCCGUCUUCAGGAGUAUUUGAAAUGACCAACGUAGGCGCAAGAACUAUAUUUGUCGACGGAAAACCACUAGGAGCGAAUAACCGUACCCGACUUGUCGACAACUCGAUUGUCCAGAUCGCCAUUAUACGCUUGGUGUUCCGAAUCGGCCAAUAA
Molecule: messenger RNA, 1584 nt
Organism: Angiostrongylus costaricensis
Lineage: Eukaryota; Metazoa; Nematoda; Chromadorea; Rhabditida; Metastrongylidae
Source: the annotation of a GenBank genome assembly